UUACAGCUGUGUAAAUCACGAUUUCGCUUGUUUGUUUUUUUUUCUACCCAAAAGCUCAAAAAUGACAAAGGUCGCCGAUAAUCUCAAUCCUCACGUAUACGAGAAGGGUUCGAAGCGCCAGAUAACGUCUACAGACCACGACGAGGACGUCGUUGACGAGAUAGACGAGCGGGAAAUCUUCGAUAUCAUACGAAACAUCAACGACCCUGAACAUCCGUUGACGCUAGAAGACCUGCGGGUAUUGGAGGAGAAAAAUAUUACUGUGAAUAAUAAAGAGAACACUGUGCAUGUUAAUUUCACGCCCACGAUACCUCACUGCAGCAUGGCAACCCUCAUAGGCCUAUCAAUCCGUGUCCAGCUUCUCCGAGCACUCCCAAGCCGGUUCAAGGUGACAGUAACCGUCACAGAGGGUACACAUGCGUCCGAACAUGCGGUGAACAAGCAGUUAGCUGACAAGGAGCGCGUUGCUGCUGCACUGGAGAACAAUAAUCUGGUGCAGAUCAUUAAUCAGUGUGUAUCACCUUUGUCAUUAUAGAUUUAAGAUAACAGGCAUUUUUACUGAGGCGGUAUAACAUUUUACCAACCACCUGAUAAAUGGGUAACAAUUGAAUAUGAUUUACAUUUUAUCAAACUGUGUAAGUAGGUAGGACUGUGAUGUGAGCCUUAUGAGGAUAUAGGUCAUUCUGUACAACUUUUAUUAUGGAGUGAUCAUUAAUAUAUCUGCCGCGGACUGGACGGACACGGACACGUCGCGCGGCGGGCCACCUCUGUCAUCCAAAACAGGUUCAUUCAAGUCUGUACAUGUUGAUCGGAAGUGGGCAGCGCGAGCAGUGGUUCGCGCGGCACAAUCAAAAUGUAUAUUGAUUGAACCUGUUUUGGACAACAGUAGUGGCCUGCCGCGCCGCCUGCCGCCCCGCUCGCCCCGCCGCGUGCGUCCAGUCCGUGGCCUAAUGGAGUAGAAUAUUUUUUUGCGAUUUUGGUUAUGCGCCCAUUCUAAAACUGCUUCAGUAAGACCUACAUUCUCACCUUACAAAAUAUGGCUAAACUCUGAAAAUCCCCCUGUAGGGUAGGUUAUGUAAAUGAAAGUCAUUUUUAUUUUAUAAUAAUUUUAUUUAGUCAGUGUGAUAAAGCUGUUCAUGUAUA
Cydia strobilella is the source of this 1143-nucleotide messenger RNA. It is a transcript of the gene galla-2, whose product is annotated as MIP18 family protein galla-2. The record is from RefSeq and is a predicted model, not a curated record. Gene Ontology annotation, cellular component: cytosolic [4Fe-4S] assembly targeting complex. The transcript has 2 exons. The coding region runs from base 62 to 535 and encodes 157 amino acids. Gene Ontology annotation, biological process: iron-sulfur cluster assembly. NCBI's taxonomy places the organism in Eukaryota, Metazoa, Arthropoda, Insecta, Lepidoptera, Tortricidae.